AUGAAUGCGAUGGAGUAUGAGCUGAAGCGUGCUGACGUUUGGGCUGCUGAAGCUCAAAAUUCCGAUGAGAAAACUGCUCGCAAAUGUAGAUUAGCCAUAAGAAAGCAGCAGGUCUUAUUGGCAGCAUGUAUAUCGCUUCUCAUCAAUUUGGCGCACGACAUCAACGUAGAGCUGAAAAUGGUGCGACGUGACAUUGUGCCAAUGCUAAUGAAGUGCUUGACAUUUCGCGAUUCAGCCGAACUAACAUUAGCCACUGUGCAGUUUCUGCUCAAACUGAGCAUAUUUGAAGAGAACAAGGUGGCACUG
Messenger RNA from Strongylus vulgaris, 306 nucleotides. Lineage: Eukaryota; Metazoa; Nematoda; Chromadorea; Rhabditida; Strongylidae. The record is from the annotation of a GenBank genome assembly.